This is a messenger RNA of Arabidopsis arenosa, 1143 nucleotides long. The record is from the annotation of a GenBank genome assembly. Lineage: Eukaryota; Viridiplantae; Streptophyta; Magnoliopsida; Brassicales; Brassicaceae.
AAAAUGAAAGUCUCUGUGAAAGUCAAGAAAGCACCAUGGAAAUCGAAGGCGAAGACGGCACGAAGCUCUUCCUGAAGGCCAGAGUUAAGGCUGUAUUCGGAAGAGGAGCGGGAUUCAACACCGAAGACCUAACAGUGUCACGCCGCCACGUUUCACUCGAAUUCAAACCCUCCGCCGACGGAACCGAACGGUCCGAUAGGGUUUUCUUCGAGGUUCUCGGGAGGAAUCCAGUCUGGGUAAUUCCGGGUGAAACGGGCAAAAAGAUUCAAACUUUGAGGAAAUCGGAGACGGGAGAAAUCGCCGCCGGCGAUCGAUUUUGUGUAUCGGGUAAUCUCCCAAUUUGGUUCACUUUGAAGAGACGCGAUGAAGUUAUGGAGGAGAGAGCAUUGGAUGGUGAAAUCGAAUUGGAUAUUGAUCCUGUUAAAGAAUUUGGAUUUCUUGUGAUUGGGAAAGAAUUUGAUCAGUAUCCAAAGAGUAGUGUGCGUGACAUAAAGCAAUGGGAAUGGUUUUUAGAGGAUUCCAGUAAUAGAAAUAGCGAUGAUGAUGAAGAUGGAGAUAAAAAGGUGAGGAAGGGAUUAGGCAAAAAGAGAGGUAGGAAGAACGGGAAUGUGGAUGACGAUUGGAGUGUUGAAAGUGAUGAAGAUAAAGAGUUAAUGGUGAAGUCUAAAAGAGUUGUGACUCCAACUUACUCAACUAGAUCCAAGAAGACGAAGAAAGAUACAAACGCAAGUAGUACUUGUAGCAGUGCUCAAACUAAACAACGAGGAAGAGUAGAUGUCGAAGAUGAUGAUGAUGAAACAUUGGGUGGUUUCAUUGUUAGUGAGGAAGAAGCCAAUUUAGAAGCAGAGGAUGACUCAGAUAUAGAUGAUGAUGAAGAAGAUGAAGACGAAGACGAAGAAUAAUAGCUGAAUCUCCUUAAAAACUUGACUAAACCUGAAAUGUAAGCAAAGCUAAUCUUCUUGUUUUCUAGAACUACAAUCUUUGGUGCAAUUGUAUAAUGAUGUGUGUGUGAACUGAGUUUUUUGAUCUUAUGAUACAUUAUUUGUUCAUUUUUAUGAGUACUUGUGAAAUUCUCGACAACAUUGCAGCUUCUACUUUGGGGUUUUGAUAGCUAAAAACGAUGCCGUUUUUCCUAUUGCUGUU